Messenger RNA from Galleria mellonella (greater wax moth), 2994 nucleotides. RefSeq names its product vacuolar protein sorting-associated protein 54 (gene scat). Gene Ontology annotation, molecular function: syntaxin binding. Lineage: Eukaryota; Metazoa; Arthropoda; Insecta; Lepidoptera; Pyralidae. Gene Ontology annotation, cellular component: GARP complex. Gene Ontology annotation, biological process: Golgi to vacuole transport; retrograde transport, endosome to Golgi. The record is from RefSeq and is a predicted model, not a curated record. The transcript has 2 exons. The coding region runs from base 175 to 2835 and encodes 886 amino acids.
AUUUAGAAUUGUCAAUUGCAUACGUCAUUUUGGGCAAGUUAGGUUGGUUUUGAUUUCGUAAAAUAAUCUAGUUAUCUAUUCAUUUAUUGUAUAGAAAUGACAUAUGUGGUUAUCGCUUGACUGAUAUUAAUAACAGUCAAAUUUAAUAUUUCAUUUAAAUUAAACGAAGAUGUUAUGGAGAACAAUUCUACCUAUUGUAAGAGAACGCCUUCAUGGCAGAACUGCAUUUAUUGUCCAAGUUUAUUGUUUUCUACUGCAACAGAAUUUGAAAGACAUAUUCAAGACAAACAUAGUAUAAGAGAAGGAUCCAUUAUUUUAUGUCAAUAUGGACAGAAUGGUAUAUGUUCAGCACUGCAGUUUGGAGAUUUACGUAAAGCAGGCUUCAAAUAUCAUGUGAGAGAAUAUCAUUUAUAUGCUAAAGAUACUACAGAUGAUUGGACUUUUUAUUCAUCAUCGCAAAAUCUUCCAGCAGUAUUAAAUGACCCUAAUAAAGGUAAACAGACCAACUUUUUUACUAAAACAUGGGGUGAUAAUUUUAUAGAUAAAGUAGACAUAUAUCCUAGCCCUUAUUUACCAGAAAUAACAUUGGCACAUUUUGAAACAUAUUGUAAAAAGAUUGCUAAAAGAUAUCGUAGACAUUGUAGAUUUAAAGACAAUGUAUCAGUAAAGACAAAGACACCUACAGUGGAAAAUGAUUGUGAGAUUCCAAUGAUAUUUUAUGAACAAUCAUUGCCUUUGAAUGAUCCAGAUGUAUUUAGUAAGGUUUUUCCAAGUCUUAGUAAUACAGAGGACUCUAGUACAGCUAUAAGGUCUUUACAAGAAACAUUAAGCACAUACCUUGAUGUUAUUGAAAUGAAAAUAUCUAAACAAGUUGCUUUAAAAUCUGAUGCUUUUUUCCAUGCUAUGCUAUCUCAUGAUACUAUAAUGGAACAAAUGGCCAGAGCAGCAAGGACAGUUUAUAAGACCAGACAAAAUAUUGCUCAUGUGAAAAAGAAUUUGACUGAAUGUCCCUUGAAGUUGAUAAGUUUAACUAGAAUCAAUCACAACAUGAAUAAUGUACAUGAUCUUUUGAAACUAAUGGGUACUGUCCAACAAACACAGCCAAUGAUUCAAUUGUUACUAAGCACUUCAGAUUAUGUUGCUGCGCUGGAUUUAAUUAGUUCUACACAAAAAGUAUUAUCAACACGUCUUUCAGGCAUACAAGCAUUUAGACAUUUGUCUCCACAGUUAACUGAAAUGAAACGAUUGAUUCAUAAAAUGCUUAGUAAUGAGUUUCAAAGAUUUAUAGUAGCUGAUCUAAAUCGACCUCCAGUUGACCAUACAGAUAUCCCAGAAAGAGAUAAAAUAGUAUCUAUUGUGUCAGGUAUACUCCGUUUGAAGGAAUUUGAUUUUUUAGAUACUUUCAAAAUUGAAGCAAUGACAUCAAUUCAAGCUACAAUAAAACAGUGUGUUAUAGAAAUAAUUUCAGAACGAGAUGGUAAUACAGAAAUUGUAUUAAGAGGGUCUACAGCAGACAAUACAUCACUACUAUGCAAUGAAGGUAUUGUAUUUCUUGAAAAAGUGACACCACAUUUGAUUAAUUUGUUCAAUAGAAUUUUAUCUUUAAAUAAUCUAAUUCUGGAAAUAACUCAAAUGGAAGACAUAACUGGAAAUGAAAGUGAAGAUGUCUGGACUCCUGAAGAAUUAAUAUCUAUAAAUGAAAAGUUAAAAAAGAUUAUUGUUUCUCUUUCUGACUAUUGUAAUGAACGGUGUGCUAAUUUGAUAGUUAUAAAAACAGAAAAAGACUAUGUGUUUUCAGAUUUAUCUCAGUUAUCAAAAUUGUCUCUGCUUAUUGAUGUUUUUUCUGAUGAAUGUGAAAAAAUCACUGGUCAUUACAGCAAUGCAAUGAAAUUGGCUUUGAGAAGUUUUGCUAUGAAGUAUAUUCAAAAUCUGCAUGCAGAACACAGAUCCCAAUUGACCAAUACCCUUAAUAAUGAAAGAUGGAAAACUGCUGAUGUACCAUAUGAGUUGCAAAAUGUAAUAAAUAAGAUUUGUGAGUCAGGAGAGGUACCAUCUUCACGCCAGUGUGAUUCGGAAGUAAAACCAGAUGGGAAAUUUUUAGUUAUUAAUAAAGAAAACUAUGCAGUAGUUUUCACAGUACAGCUUUUGAUUAAAAUUUUACUACAGUAUUGUGAUGCAACUAAUCAGUCUCCUGUUAUUGUCCAGUAUUUAGUUCACUGUAUGUUGGAGCUAAUCAGAUUAUUUAAUUCUCGCUGCUGCCAAUUGGUAUUAGGUGCAGGAGCAAUACAAAGUGCAGGCCUCAAGACUAUAUCUACUUCAAAUUUAGCUUUAGUAUCCAGAUCUUUACAAGUAAUAUUAUGGCUCUUACCUAUAAUAAAGGCCUUACUUGAAAAAAUACAUUCUAAAGAACUGUCACUGAAUGGAUUCUCUAAUAUUGAAAGUGAUUUAUUAAGUCAUAAACAAGAAAUAGAGAAUAAGAUUUGCAUCAUAGUGAGUAAUAUGUUAAGUUCUCAACUAUCUGGGUGGGAUGCCAAACCUCCAGUACCUUCUCAAACAUUCCGCAAUAUUUCCAAACAUUUAGUUAAAUUGCAUGAAGCAUUAAUUGAUAUUUUACCUAUUGAACAAAUAAGAACCAUUUACAAAAGAGUGCAUGAUAACUUUAAAGAUAAAUUAAGAGAACAAUUAACAAAAAUGAAUAUUGUAGCAAAUGGCAGUCCUCAGCAUGGAGUAGUCACUUCUGAAUUAACAUUUUAUUUGCAGACUCUAAAAACUCUCAGAAUUAUAAAUGAAAAUGACACUGAAGAUAAUAUACUAUAUGAUAUUUGGUUACAUUAAGAAUAAUUAUUUAAAUAAAACAAUGGAGGCUAUUUAAGCUAAUUGUACAUACUUAUUUACAUACCCAAAUGACUGCACAGUUUAUAUUAUACGACAGAGAUAAUUUAUAUGUAAAUUAAAUUAUUAUCAGAUAAUAAAUAACUAUGUACUUACUUUCAA